Molecule: messenger RNA, 991 nt
Organism: Mytilinidion resinicola
Lineage: Eukaryota; Fungi; Ascomycota; Dothideomycetes; Mytilinidiales; Mytilinidiaceae
Product: putative 54S ribosomal protein L25, mitochondrial
Exons: 2
Coding region: 27-608 (193 amino acids)
Cellular component (GO): mitochondrial large ribosomal subunit
Molecular function (GO): structural constituent of ribosome
Source: RefSeq, a predicted model, not a curated record
CCCGACGCCAAUUGCACCCGCCCACGAUGGAUAUCCGCCCGCAGCACGUCCAGCUCGCGACCGCGCUCCCGAAACGCCUCCUCGACUUCUUCAGAAAAUAUCCGCCGCCCGCCCUCACGCAGGGCCUGUCCGCCGCCGACGUACCUGCACCACUAGCCGCAUCGUUCGAGACGCCUGCUGUGGCAUCGAGUACCUCCUCCACAGAUCCCAAUGUUCCAGCGAUAGAAACACCCUCCGCUGCCCUUGCAGAACGCACCUACCGCAAUCCGUUCCAGCCGACUAAGAACUUCGCUACUGGCAAAUGGAACUCGCCUGUCUUUGGGCUACGGCGGCAGGCUGAGAUCGUUAAGCUCGCGCAGAAGCAUGGCGUGGUGGAUCUGCUUCCGUAUACUAUCAAGCUGCCUGGCGAGCGAGAGAAGAGGAGGGUAGAGCGUGGAUUGAGGGUCAAGGGGACGGGAGUGGGAGAAAGGGUAAAGGGAAAGGCGUGGGAGAGGACGUUGAAGGGGAGGUUAGAAGAGAGGAGGAACGCGAUGUUGGCUAUGCCGCAAAUGAUCGAGGAUUGGAAGCAGAGGGGUCACGGAAGAGGGUGGAAGAAGUGGCCGAAAUAAAGGAUUACUGGCGUGGCUUUUCGACGCUGAAGAGGGUGUUAAACAUCCUCGCGCUAAAGUGCUGCUGUAUUGUACAUAUAGAGAUGUGGUGCACGGAUUUGCAUGGGACUUGGAGUUGGGACACCACAUUGGAGAAUUUGCGAAACUUGUAUCAUAUGUAUACACAUUGGAGUAUGUUCUCCAUCAUGCACACAAGCCUACGAUUCCAAGUGGUCUUAGGCUUUGGCAUGACUACUGCUUGAAAUGACCGAGACUCACUUCCAUCAUCGUCCUCCUGUAUUUUACAUCUUUUUUAGAACUUUCAAGAAAGCACUGGUGUGCCCUCAGUAGUUGCAAGAGUCGAUUGUAGGUGGUCAAAAGCCCAAUGACUUAUUCGAAACCCU